Molecule: messenger RNA, 1554 nt
Organism: Spinacia oleracea (spinach)
Lineage: Eukaryota; Viridiplantae; Streptophyta; Magnoliopsida; Caryophyllales; Amaranthaceae
Product: protein FAR1-RELATED SEQUENCE 5-like
Exons: 4
Coding region: 1-1554 (517 amino acids)
Molecular function (GO): zinc ion binding
Source: RefSeq, a predicted model, not a curated record
AUGGUUGAAUUUGUUGGGAAUGAUAAUGAGGAUGUAAUUGAGGAUGUAAUUGAGGAAGUAAACAUUACGGAUGAUGAAGAAGAAAAUGGAGCCGAUGAUGAUGUAGUGAGUCCUCCAUUUGUUGGGAUGGUAUUCCAAAGUUGGGAAGAAGUGGAUACGUACUACAAAAGGACUAAGGAUGGGGAAUGGGUGGUUAAAAGGGCAGUUAAUGAGCAUAAGAACCAUUGUCCAACACCGAGGAAAUCUAGCGAGAGGAAUGGAGUUGAGAAUGUGACAUUCACCAAAAAUGUUCUUCAAAACAUCAUUGCUAGGGAUAAGGCAGAAAAGAUGAAGGAGGGAGAUUGGAAUGCAAUGUGGAAGUACUUUAAAGCGAUGUCUACUGACAACGAAAAUUUCUUUCACAAGCAUAGGGUGGGUGAGUAUAACAUAUUAAAGGAUGUGAUGUGGGUAGAUGCUAGGAGUAGAGCUGCUUACGAAGAGUUUGGAGAUGUUGUAGUGUUUGACUCCACCUACUUAACAAACGAGUAUGACUUGCCAUUUUCUAACUUUGUUGGGGUUGAUCACCAUGGUCAAACCAUUCUGCUUGGGUGUGCAUUGUUAUCCCAUGAAGAUUCAGAGACCUUUGAAUGGUUAUUUACCGAGUGGUUGUCAUGUAUGUCUAACAAAAAACCCAUUGGUUUUCUUACUGACCAAGACGCUGCCAUGAGGAAGGCCCUACGAGAAGUAAUGUCUGAUGUCCGACAUCGAUGGUGCUUGUGGCACAUACUUACCAAGUUCAGUCACAAACUUGGAAAAUACAAUGACUAUGAGCUGUUCAAAGUUGAGCUUCAUAAUGUGAUUUACAACAGCCUUACCCAGAAUGAAUUUGAAGUGCAAUGGUGUGAUGUAAUCAACAAGUAUAAACUGGAGGGUGAGAUUUGGCUUGCAGGAUUAUACCAUGGAAGGGAAAUGUGGGUGCCUGCAUUUAUGAACGGGAUGUUUUGGGCUGGAAUGAAGAGCACUCAAAGAUCCGAAAGCAUAAACAGGUUCUUUGAUGGGUUCGUUUAUAAGCACACUCGAUUGUUUGAGUUUGCUCCAUUUUAUAUUAAAGUAGUGGAAUCUAGAGCUAACGAUGAGCAACAGGCUGAUGCAGCUGACCAAAGGGCAGUUCGCCCGUGGGCCACCCAAUUUAGUGUUGAGAGAGCCUUUAGAAAGGUGUACACAGAUGCAGAAUUCCUCGAGGUUCAAGAGCAGUGCAAUCGUGUACUGUACCUUACUUCUCUUGAGACUACUAUGGUGUCAGCUGAAGUUGCACAUCAUAAGCUGGAGGACAGAGUGUGGGUGUUGUGUAAGGAAACCCGCAAGGAAUUUUCAACAAAGUACAGGCGGAAUUAUAUCGUGCAGAUAAAUUUGGAGAUAAAAUUGGCGGAGUGCGAAUGCAAGCUAUUUGAAAGUGACGGUAUACUUUGCAGGCACAUUAUAAAAGUGUAUGACAUGCAUGACAUUCAAGAUGUCCCAGAUGUUUAUAUUCUUCGUAGAUGGAGGAAAGAUGUGUCAAGAAGCACUCGCGCGUGA